AAAGUGCAUGGCGUAGAAGUAGAUGAUGAGCAUCAACGGGAGGAAAUGUUCAAUUAGUCAACAACGCGAUGCCAACAGUUAAUGAAACGCAUAUAUGUCAUGCAGAGCCUCUCUCGAAUCUAUCAGUGCUGCGACAUCAGCCUUCAUGUGUGUUGAUACAGUAAUAAACAAACGUAAACAAUAGGGUCCCGCGUUGCUAUAAAUACAUCGAACGCGACAGCUUAAAUAUCGCCUGUUCGCACCAGCUCACGUAUCAUCUUCCUUUACCCCAAAGUCACUCUCCCUUUGCAAACACUCUUUAGCAAACUAGCCGACACGUUUGUGUUUAUUCCGUACUAAUCGUGAUCGACAUAGACAGUACCCUCCUUUCAUGAGCGCACGGAGUCGUCUUAUUUUUGUUGCACAUUAUUGAAUCUCUACAACUGCAUAAGUCCGAUUUCCCUAUUCCCUAUUUUUGUUUUAUUUUCUUUUUCUAUUCUUCUUUUGUUUUUUGUGCAUUUUCAUCUUUUCUCUCCCCCUCGUUUUAUCGCUCUUGUCGUUUACAAGCAUCUUAUCACCCUUUUUUCAUUUUUUGAUUUUUUAAUCCGUAACAGGGCUUUUCAGAAACUGAGAAUAUGCUGCUGUUAUCUGUGCUGGAACUUGUUCCUGCAUUUCUAUUUUUCGUCACAGCCCAGGCUGCUUCUAAGGACAGCUGGCGUAGUAGGGUUAUUUAUCAGCUUCUUACUGAUCGGUUCGCUGUUGAGGACGAUGGUUCGUCCACUUCCUGCGACCCUGCUGACAAGGUUUACUGCGGUGGUACCUGGAAGGGUAUCCAAUCCAAGCUGGAUUAUGUCCAGGGCAUGGGUUUUGAUGCCAUUUGGAUUUCCCCCAUUAUGAAAAACUUAAACGGUACGCAUGGCGAUGAUGGCCAGGCUUACCACGGUUACUGGAACACGGAGUUUGAGACUUUAAACUCCCAUUUUGGCACGGAAGACGACCUCGUUAAUUUGAUCACCGAUGUACAUAGUCGUGGCAUGUACAUUAUGUUUGACAGUAUCGCCAAUUCCAUGGCCGUUGCUGGUCCCGCUGCUGAUAUCGAUUACUCGACUUUGAAGCCAUUCAAUAGCUCAGAAUACUUCCAUCAAUUCUGUAUGGUUAACUUUACCGAUCUCACAAACACAACUCAAAUCGCCGAUUGCUGGAACGGUGAUGACAACGUCUACCUUGCCGAUUUGGAUAUCGAGUCCGACGUUGUGAGCAGCUACUUGUACAACCAGAUUGAGGCAACUACUGACCGUUACACUGUCGAUGGCUAUCGUGUGGAUGCUGUAAAGCAAAUGAAUCUUUCCUUUUUGGAUCAAUACACUACCUCUGCUAGUGCUUUUGUUAUUGGUGAAGUUUUUGAUUACACUCCUAAGACGGCAUGUCCGUACUUGGAACAUCUUCAAGGCAUGACAAACUAUCCUGCUCGUCUUGGUAUGCUCUACUCCUUCAACCAGACUGGUGCCGGUUUUGGUGCAUUACAUGAUUUGGAUUACCAAAUGCGUUCCAACUGUUCCAGCUACGACAUGUCCCUUUUAAUCACAUUCCUUGAAAAUCAUGAUCUUCCUCGUUUUGCCAGUCAAAACAACGACACUGCACGUGCUGUUGGAAGUCUGGCGUUCUUGAUGCUGUGGGACGGUAUUCCCGUUCUUUAUUAUGGUCAAGAGCAACAUCUUUCCGGUGCAUCUGAUCCUUACAACCGUGAGGCCUUGUGGACUUAUGGUUACAAUACCUCUUCUACCUAUUACCAAACAGUACGCAAGGCCAUUGCUUUGCGUAAGCUUGCAUCAGCUGACGAUGACAACUGGUUGAAGGACCAAUACCAAUACCUUGCCUACGACAACGCACCCGGCACUUAUGCUAUCGUCCAAAAGGGCAAUGUUCUUGGUAUGUACACGAAUGUUGGCUCAAGUGCUGGUAACAAGGUGUACUCUGCCGUUUCGAACUUUGAUGAAAAUACCGUCAUUACCGAUAUCUUUAGCGGUAAGAACGUUACCGUUGGAAACAACGGUUCUGUCACAUUCACUGUCACUAGUGGAAUGGCUCAAGUGUACUAUCCUGCGACGAAAUUGACUUCGUACAGUCACUACCUCGGGGCUGCCACGACUGUUUCGAGCGUGUCGAGCACUACAUAUCCUUCAUCCUAUUCCACAAUUACACUUGGUCAAACUCAAGCAACGGGCUCAAUCUUGGCCUCGACUUCCGCCCAUUCAUCUGCUGGCUCCUCUUCUGCCACCGGAAGCGCAUCUCACGUCUCUUCGUCGGUUAGCAGCGUUUACGCAUCGGCCUCCACGUCGUCUCAGCAUUCUGCGGCUCCUCGUGCUUCUGCAUUCUCUUCGGUCGGUCUGCUUUUGGUUAUUGCAACCGUUGUGCUUACCGUCUUGUAAGCAAUUCACAUUUGAGCCGAUACCAAGAAAAACAACGAAUCCACCUUCGUCCACCGAACUACUGAAUUGAUGAAACAACUCGGUAUUUUUGUUUAACGAUAUCUGAUUAUUCCCGUACAUGAUCAUUUUUGUUUUGUGAUAACUGAAUAAUUAUUUUUUGAAUUUUGGUGAAGAACUAACAGGAAG
Messenger RNA from Schizosaccharomyces japonicus yFS275, 2594 nucleotides. Its product is annotated as alpha-amylase. The coding region runs from base 615 to 2408 and encodes 597 amino acids. The record is from RefSeq and is a predicted model, not a curated record. Gene Ontology annotation, biological process: fungal-type cell wall (1->3)-alpha-glucan biosynthetic process; carbohydrate catabolic process; carbohydrate metabolic process. NCBI's taxonomy places the organism in Eukaryota, Fungi, Ascomycota, Schizosaccharomycetes, Schizosaccharomycetales, Schizosaccharomycetaceae. The transcript has a single exon. Gene Ontology annotation, cellular component: extracellular region. Gene Ontology annotation, molecular function: calcium ion binding; alpha-amylase activity.